Messenger RNA from Acipenser ruthenus (sterlet), 1581 nucleotides. RefSeq lists its product as uncharacterized. The transcript has 6 exons. NCBI's taxonomy places the organism in Eukaryota, Metazoa, Chordata, Actinopteri, Acipenseriformes, Acipenseridae. The record is from RefSeq and is a predicted model, not a curated record. Bases 143 to 877 code for a protein of 244 amino acids.
AGUAAAUUACAUUUUAAUAAUUGCAUUGGAUUUCACAGGCAGCGGGGGACGUCAAAGCUUGGGUCUUAUUAUUAAUAAACAUGCAGUACCCUUCUAUGAUCUCACGGCGGCGCCAAAAACACGUAAAGUUUCAGAUACCGGAAUGUCGAGCAGGCGUAGAAAGCGCAGGCAGAAGCAGGCAGCGCAAGGACUCAGCGAUGGGAAAGAUGCACAAAGGAGCUGGGAGAGUGUGGAGAGGCUGGCCUUCAAAUACAUGGAGAAAUGCAAAGUGGAAUCGAGCACGGACUCUGACUCUGACACGAGCCCCGAGGGAUGUGCGUCAAGUACGUCUGAAAGUGGAGCCGCUAAGAAGGGUCCCGUGAGCCGGUACAGUCUCCCGUCCCUGGAUCCCUACGAUGGUUGCUCGGAGGAUUCCUCGGAUCUGUCUGACUGCAGCCUGAGGAGCCGGCAGCCCAUCACCAGCAAUCCCCCCCGCGGUGUCCCUUCCACAGAGAAGGAGUCUUUCCCCAAAGACCCAGGGAAGUGUGGAGCUGCCUGUGUGAAGCUCCACGCAGCUGGCUCUAAAGCGAGCCCUCCCACUGACGUGCACAUGAGGUCUUCCAGCGAUUCUGAGACCACAGCGUCCAGGAGCCUGAAGAGAGAGCCGCUGUGGCAGAGGGCUGUGGACUCGGGGAUCCUCACAGAGUCUCCGGGACAGUGUGCUUACGUGAGCCGGACUCUGGCCAGGCUGCCCGAGAGCCCCACCUACAGGGCGAGGCACAGCCCCCCCGCCCCGGACUCCAUGCCGAAGCGCAAGCUGGGUUUCCCGGGGCCGGACACAGCGGAGCGCGUGCACAAGAAGAAGCAGCGCGUCGUCACACUGGAGGACACAGAGUGAAGACGGGGCUCUGUUUGUGGGGAGACGUGAGAUUCUUUCCAGGACACAGAGUGAAGACGGGGCUCUGUUUGUGGGGAGACGUGAUAUUCUUCCCCGGACACAGAGUGAAGACGGGGCUCUGUUUGUGAGGAGACCAGAUUUGCCUGUCCCAGUCACUGAGGCACUUUUUUUUGAGGCAGUUUGUUUGUAGGUCUUGAUUGUGUAAAUAUAUAUAUUUUGAAGAGUGAAUUUAAUUUUGAAUUUUGAAAGCAUAAUUUAGGAGAAAAAACCAAACAUAACAAACUGAAGGGUAAUAUCCCAGUGCUUGUGUUUGUGGAAGACGGUUCUGAAAUUGUGAAUGUAAAUAAUAAUACAUCUGCACGUCAAAAAAAAAAAAAAUUAAUUUAUCUUGCAGUUUAAUAAACAAAUUACAGAACUUCACCACAAUCUGUAAGAAACAAAAAUGGUACCUGGUUUCAUUUGUUUUGUUGUUUUUGGUUUGUUACACGAAUGCGUAUCCAAGGCACUUCCCUGGGGCUGGAGUCAUGAAUCCACAGGAGGCGAGGCUUCUGUCUGCUGCGGCUGCUUCCCCCUCAGAAACCCUUUGAGAUGCGCACUUCAUAUUGUCAGCGUAGUGGAAGAUCCUGGCUGGGGUUUCAUUUAAUGGUUCCCUUCAUCCUGCCCUGUCAACUCAUAUGCCUGCCUUAUAAUCAAACAACUUUUAA